Messenger RNA from Pogona vitticeps (central bearded dragon), 1771 nucleotides. It is a transcript of the gene PELO, whose product is annotated as pelota mRNA surveillance and ribosome rescue factor. The record is from RefSeq and is a predicted model, not a curated record. Gene Ontology annotation, cellular component: cytoplasm. Gene Ontology annotation, biological process: ribosome disassembly; nuclear-transcribed mRNA catabolic process, no-go decay; nuclear-transcribed mRNA catabolic process, non-stop decay. NCBI's taxonomy places the organism in Eukaryota, Metazoa, Chordata, Lepidosauria, Squamata, Agamidae.
GUCAUGGCCGGAGAGCCACUCCCUCCCGCCGCUGCCUCAGAGCUGGCGGGCCGGGUGAAACAACUCUCCGGCUUGGCUGCCGGCCGGCCACCAACGGACCCUGGAGAGACACCGUCAGGGAGCGGCGAACCUAUGAGCCACAGUCCCGAAAAUUUACCACAGGCGCGCGGCCUACGCGUGGUCCAGGGUUUUCCCUUCUGGGUGGCGAGGGCGGAUAGCUCCUUUCGGCCAGGGGCCUAAAGCCAGCCGGAUAGGAAGGCCCGAGCGGGCCUGGCUUCCGCGGCCCGGUUCAUCCAGCCGCCCGCCAGGAUGAAGCUGGUGCGGAAGGACAUCGAGAAAGACAACGCCGGGCAGGUGACGCUCAUCCCGGAGGACCCCGAGGACAUGUGGCACGCCUACAACCUGCUGCAGGUGGGCGACAGCCUGCGGGCCUCCACCAUCCGCAAGGUGCAGACGGAGUCCUCCACGGGCAGCGUGGGCAGCAACCGCAUCCGCACCACCCUCACCCUCUGCGUGCAGACCAUCGACUUCGACUCGCAGGCCUGCCAGCUGCGCGUCAAAGGCACCAACAUCCAGGAGAACGAGUACGUCAAGAUGGGCGCCUACCACACCAUCGAGCUGGAGCCCAACCGGCAGUUCACGUUGGCCAAGAAGCAGUGGGACAGCGUGGUGCUGGAGCGGAUCGAGCAGGCCUGCGACCCGGCGUGGAGCGCCGACGUGGCGGCAGUGGUGAUGCAGGAAGGGCUGGCCCACGUCUGCCUCGUCACCCCCAGCAUGACUCUGACUCGGGCCAAAGUGGAGGUGAACAUCCCGCGGAAGCGCAAGGGGAACUGCGCCCAGCACGACCGGGCCUUGGAGCGGUUCUACGACCAGGUCAUGCAAGCCAUCCAGCGGCACAUCAAUUUCGAGGUGGUCAAGUGCGUCCUGGUGGCCAGCCCGGGCUUCGUGCGGGAGCAGUUCUGCGACUACAUGUUCCAGCAGGCGGUCAAGACAGACAACAAACUGCUGUUGGAGAACCGCUCCAAAUUCUUGCAGGUACAUUCUUCCUCUGGACAUAAAUAUUCAUUGAAAGAAGCUCUGUGUGAUCCUGCUGUAACUAGUCGUCUUGCAGAUACUAAAGCAGCUGGUGAAGUCAAAGCCCUGGAUGAUUUCUAUAAAAUGCUACAACAUGAGCCUGAUCGGGCUUUUUACGGUCUUAAGCAUGUAGAAAAUGCUAAUGAAGCCAUGGCUAUUGAUACUUUAUUGAUCAGUGAUGAACUUUUUCGUCACCAAGAUGUGGCUACACGUAGUCGGUAUGUCCGGCUAGUCGAUAGCGUGCGGGAUAACAUGGGUACUGUUCGUAUAUUCUCUAGUCUUCAUGUGUCAGGAGAACAGCUUGGUCAGUUGACAGGUGUAGCUGCUAUUCUACGUUUUCCUGUUGCUGAGCUUUCUGAUGAGGAGGACGAAUCUAGUUCUGAAGAAGAUUGAUGAUGAUAUACUCUCUUAUCUUUGUUUGUUAUCAACAGAAUACAACUACCAGAGCAGGGGAGAGGAUUGUUUUUUUCUCAAACAUUAUAAACCUAAGUAACAUGCCUUACCAGAGAACACUCAUUUUUAAUGUGAUUUAAGAAGUAAACAUCCAUGUACUUCAUAUUUAUAAUUUUUUUCUUGCUGCAGCACUAAUUAUUAUUGUUCUCACUUAGUACAAAACAACUGCCUACCCAAAUGGAAAACAUUUUUAUGUACACAUACAAAUACAAUAAACACAAUAAACUGAUACCAAAAAAGAAAA